GCUUGGCGGCAGCCGUGGGAGGCAGGCGGGCAGGCAGACGGACUCGCAGGCGGGUGGCGGCGGCCGUGCUUGCUAGUGAGGGCGGGCGGGAGUGACUCACUGAGCGUGUGUGAGGGAGGGAGCGAGCGAGCGAGCGAGCAGCCCGCGCCGGCCUUCCGCAGCACCAGCCAGGCCACGCCGCCACCUCUUCCCCUGCGCCCCGCGCCCAGGCCGGGCCGAGCCGGGUCGGGCCCGGGCCAUGCUGCUCACCGUGUACUGUGUGCGGAGGGACCUCUCCGAGGUGACCUUUUCCCUCCAGGUCGACGCCGACUUCGAGCUGCACAACUUCCGCGCGCUGUGCGAGCUCGAGUCUGGCAUCCCCGCAGCCGAGAGCCAGAUCGUCUAUGCUGAAAGACCUCUCACAGACAACCACAGAUCGUUGGCUUCUUAUGGCUUGAAAGAUGGGGACGUUGUGAUUUUACGACAGAAGGAGAAUGCAGACCCUCGACCUCCAGUGCAGUUCCCAAACUUACCCCGAAUAGAUUUCAGUAGUAUAGCUGUGCCUGGCACAUCAAGUCCCCGGCAGCGCCAGCCACCAGGAACACAGCAGUCCCACUCAUCUCCUGGAGAAAUAACUUCAUCUCCUCAGGGCUUGGACAAUCCAGCCUUGCUCCGAGGUAUGUUGCUGGCCAACCCGCAUGAGCUGUCCUUGCUGAAGGAACGCAAUCCACCCCUGGCAGAAGCUCUGCUCAGUGGAGACCUUGAGAAAUUCUCUAGAGUCCUGGUGGAGCAGCAGCAGGACCGAGCCCGGAGAGAGCAAGAAAGGAUUCGUCUGUUUUCUGCUGAUCCCUUUGACCUUGAAGCUCAGGCAAAGAUAGAAGAAGAUAUCAGGCAACAGAACAUUGAGGAAAACAUGACAAUAGCUAUGGAAGAGGCUCCGGAAAGUUUUGGCCAAGUAGUGAUGCUUUAUAUUAACUGCAAAGUGAAUGGACAUCCUGUGAAAGCCUUUGUUGACUCAGGUGCCCAGAUGACUAUUAUGAGCCAAGCUUGUGCAGAAAGGUGUAAUAUAAUGAGACUGGUGGAUCGUCGGUGGGCAGGGAUUGCCAAAGGAGUGGGCACCCAGAAGAUUAUUGGAAGGGUACAUCUAGCUCAGGUUCAGAUUGAAGGAGAUUUUUUGCCAUGUUCCUUCUCUAUACUUGAGGAACAGCCCAUGGACAUGCUUCUGGGACUGGACAUGCUUAAACGGCAUCAGUGUUCCAUUGACCUGAAGAAAAAUGUACUCGUGAUCGGCACCACAGGCUCCCAGACCACCUUUCUUCCUGAGGGAGAGCUACCAGAAUGCGCCCGGUUGGCAUAUGGGGCCGGAAGAGAGGAUGUACGGCCAGAGGAGAUUGCAGACCAAGAAUUAGCAGAAGCCCUUCAAAAAUCAGCAGAGGAUGCAGAGCGUCAGAAGCCAUGAUGCAUGUAGUGUGUGUGUACUGCAGCUGGAGUGGGCCCCAGACCAGAGAAAAGCGGUAAAGAAUCUACCUCACUGGGAAUGUCAUCAUUACCAACUUCAGAUGGGUUUAACCAUCCAGCCCAUUCUUUAGGACAGAGUCCUGAUACUGGUAAUCCUAUGAGUCUUGCUCGCUCUGUCUCUGCUUCAGUCUGCCCUAUCAAGCCCAGUGACCCAGAUAGCAUUGAACCUAAAGCUGUGAAGGCUUUGAAGGCUUCAGCUGAAUUCCAGAUAAACUCUAAAAAGAAAGAACAUCUUUCUUUACAAGAUCUUUCCGAUCAUGCUUCCUCAGCAGACCAUGCUCCAACAGACCAGAGUCCAGCUAUACCUAUGCAGAAUUCAUCCGAAGAAACAACUGUUGCAGGUAAUCUGGAGAAAUCUGCUGAAAGAAGCACCCAGGGCCUCAAAUUUCAUCUCCAUACAAGACAGGAAGCUAGUUUAUCUGUCACAUCUACUAGGAUGCAUGAACCACAGAUGUUUCUAGGUGAAAAGGAUUGGCAUCCAGAAAAUCAUAACCUGAGUCAAGUGAGUGACCCUCAGCAGCACGAACAAGCAGGGAAUGAACAGUAUGAGGUUGCACAACAAAAAGCUUCACAUGACCAAGAAUAUCUUUGUAACAUAGGGGACCUUGAGCUUCCUGAAGAAAGGCAACAGAAUCAACACAAAAUUGUUGAUUUGGAAGCUACGAUGAAAGGAAAUGGGCUCCCACAGAAUGUGGAUCUUCCGAGUACGAAGAAAAGUAUUCCACCUUCAGGAUGCAGUGGCUGCUCAAAUUCAGAAACACUUAUGGAAAUAGAUAUAGCUGAACAGUCCCUAGUUACUGUGCUUAAUUCAACAGGCAGGCAGAAUGCCAAUGUCAAGAACAUUGGUGCAUUGGAUCUCACUUUAGAUAAUCCCUUGAUGGAAGUAGAAACAUCAAAAUGUAACCCUUCAUCUGAAAUUUUGAAUGAUUCCAUUUCCACUCAGGAUUUACAGUCCCCAGAAACUAAUGUUGAAAUAUCUGGAACAAAUAAAGAAUAUGGCCAUUGCUCCUCCUCUCCAAGUCUCUGUGGCAGUUGUCAGCCCUCUGUGGAGUCAGCAGAAGAAUCUUGUUCAUCUAUAGCGGCCGCCUUGAAAGAACUUCAUGAACUUUUGGUUGUUAGCAGUAAACCAGCUUCAGAAAAUACAUCUGAAGAAGUAAUCUGUCAAUCAGAAACCAUAGCUGAGGGCCAAACCAGUAUUAAAGACCUUUCUGAAAGAUGGACCCAAAAUGAGCAUCUUACCGGGACUGAACAGUGUCCACAAGUCUCCUUUCAUCAGACCGUAUCUGUAUCAAUGAAGACAGAAAAAUUAACAGUUACUUCAUCUGACACUGGAAUAGAAGCUGUAGAAAGUGGAAACUUCAGGAGUCUAGGUGAUGGUCUGUCAACUGAUGAGGAAGGUGUCCCCAAAUCGAGGGAAUCCAUAAACAAGAACAGUUCUGUCACUGUAACCUCAGCUAAAACAUCUAAUCAGUUACACUGCACCUUAGGUGUAGAAAUUUCACCCAAACUUUUAGCAGGUGAGGAGGAUGCACUCAAUCAGACUUCUGAGCAAACUAAGUCUUUGUCAUCCAAUUUCAUAUUGGUUAAAGACUUAGGUCAGGGCAUACAGAAUUCAGUAACAGACAGGCCUGAAACCACAGAAAAUGUCUGUCCUGAAGCUUCGAGGCUGUUACUUGAAUAUGAACCACCUACCAGCCAUCCAUCAUCAAGUCCUGCCAUUCUUCCACCAUUGAUUUUUCCUGCUGCAGAUAUUGACCGGAUUCUCCGUGCUGGCUUUACUUUGCAGGAAGCUCUUGGAGCUCUGCAUCGAGUUGGUGGGAAUGCAGACCUUGCACUUCUUGUUUUGCUCGCAAAAAACAUCGUAGUUCCUACAUGACUAUGGGAAAGUGGGCUAGACUGUUGUCCAUUCCCUUUAAACAAAAGAAAGCUCUCUCUCUAUACACACACACACACACACUCACCACAUAUACAGUAUAUGUAGAGACCUGCAAGCAGAAUGUUGAGCCAGAUUUUUUUUAAAGAUUUUUUUCGGCCAAAGUAAUUUAUGAUCUCUUGUCCGAUGAAUUUGUCUAUCCUACUUGUUAAAAUUUAGGCCUUUUUAAAUGUAUUGGCAGUAUGUGCAUACGAAAGCUUUUUAUUCUCAUUAAGAUGUAUCCUGGAAUAAAAUGGAUGGUUUUGUGUAUAGCAUACUGUUUUAGAAUGAGAGUAAAUGCUUUGAAAAGCAAAAGCCAUGAGAAAUCCCACUACCCAUCCAGCUAAAAACAGAUUAACUCUCCAUACUGUGUGUGUCUGUGCUGAUGGCAAGGUGUGGCUUGCUGGCUCAGUUGUCAAUUUAGAAACUUUUGACCACAUAGUUUGGUGUUUGGAAUUCUACCCAGCGCUCUGUGUAUCAUGAAUCAUUAAUUAUAACAGGAAAUUGGAGAAUAAUUGAAUACCUUAUUGUAGAGUGGUAUGUUUUUAUUUGUGUGCUUAGGAUUUGACAUUUUAAUAGGGUGAGCAGGAGGGUUUAAAUCUUGGGCUCCUUUGUGCAUCGCAGGCUGCUGCAUGGAUUGCCAUGAAUCCUUAUUACGUUGGAUGGCAUAUUGUGGGGCAGUUACAACGAGAGUGAAACAUGGUGCUAUCCAGAUUUUUAAAAGAACAGAACAACCAUAAUUCCAUUUGCAGAUGUCAAGAACUGUGAGGGAAAAAUAAUAGCCUAAACACUGGAAUUUGCUAGAGUUUGGGUUUGCUAGCAUCUCACUGAUAACACCUCAACCCUUAAUGACUAAUGAUGGACUUAAGUUCAGGAAUGGAUUGAUUGCCAGCAGCUUAUUUCCUUUCUAGACUCAUCUUCUGCCAGGAAGUUCUUUAAACGCUCAGUGCGAGCUGUAAUCUGAGUGAGAUACUGAAGUGUGGUAACCUUGUCACUAGUUAAUCUUGGUGCUUGGAAUGGUCAGUCUAUUUGGAGAGUGUCCUUUGUGGCAGUGGUAAUAGUAAUUACAGUUUCUGACUUAAGUGGCCUUGGUAGAGUUUUCCAUCUUUUUCUUUCCUCAGGAGUUUCUUUUUUAAGCAAAAUUCAUCAUAUUUGUGUUUACCAUGUCAAGUUAGAGUGGGGCAUAAUAUAUAGAUGUAUUUAUUGUGGCCUUUUUUUAUAUAAGGACUAGCCCUUGGAAACCAUCGUCCUGUGGGCCCCACUGUGCAAUAACCCUACUGGAUAGGUUUUAGAUCAUUCUUUCCUGGCAGACUGCUCUCUUGGGUACCUAGCAGGAAUCUGAAAUCUUGGUUUUAUUGAAAAGAAUUUUGAGAUUCAUAAUUUCUGAUUCUAGAUUAUAGUUUGUAACAUGUUUGAAACAGACGCUUCGAAAGAGUGAUUUCUCAACUUAGUGUUAAAUGAUGUUGUCUGAAGUCUGACUCUUUGUAAGCUUGUUCGUUUCAUCAAAUUUUAAGUCAUUGAGCACAAUCAAAAUGGAGGCUCAUAUCUCAGGAGUUUUUGAAAUUUUAAUUUAGGGGCACUUAGAGACCUUUUUUUCUACCCCAUCCAACUUCUUUCUUUCCUUUUGCUAUGAUGUUUGUAUGUAUGUUACAAGACCUUAGUGACGGGAUGGCAAGUCACGUAGAUUCAUCAUGAUCCUUUAUGUAGUUAGGCAAUGGUUGACAGAAGGAGUUGUAGUUUACUGCUUUUCAGAGGGCGCUAAGAACAGCAGGUCAGCUGGGCCGUCUUUAAGAUGUUCUUUUAGACAGCCGCACAUUGUAGACCCUUUCGCCUGCCCUACACCAAAGAUGUACGAUGCACUAGGAAACUGCUCAUAGGAUUUCUGUCAACUGACUUAAAGCUGUGAUUGUAAUUAAAUAGUUGGUGCUAUGAUUGAUGCAAAAUAUAGUAGCAAUGCAAUGGGACCCUGUAUUUGCUUUAUGGGUGGUGGUUUGGGAAUGUAUUCUAAGCUUAUAAAUCUUUGGAACCACGGGGUGGGAAGGGUCGGGUAACUUAAUGAUGACAAUAGACUCCCUCCUAAAGGACCUUCCGUAUAAGCAGGACGAACCUUGGAGAUUUGGGAAACAGUUCCAGGUGGAAUAUGUAAUAUCAGUCGGGGAAAGAUUUCAUUAGGAUAGCUUUUUGUGUAUGUAUAUGUAUAUUUAUUUUUAGGAAUAGAUCUAUAGUUGUACAUGAAUUCCUGUUAGGAAUACUUUGAAUGAGCUUAACCCACUUGCCAAAUAUCCUUGUCCCUUCCAUCAUUUUAUUUUUGAUAUGGUGUCUUGCAUGUUGCCCAGGCUGGACUCAAACUCUGGGGCUCAAGCAAUUCUUCCACCUCAUCCUUCUAAGUAGCUGGGACUACGUAAAGCCCAAUGUAUAAUUGCUUUUGAUUUUAAAAAUCAUCUUGCCCAUCAUUUUUAUAAAAAUUAAGCUAUUUGGCCAACACGGUGAAACCUCGUCUCUACUAAAAAUACAAAAAAUUAGCUGGGUGUGGUGGCACACGCCUGUAAUCCCAGCUACUUGGGAGACUGAGGCAGGAGAAUUGCUUGAACCUGGGAGAUGGAGGUUGCAGUGAGCUGAGAUUGCGCCACUGCACUCCAGCGUGGGUGGCAGAGUGAGACUGUGUCUCACCAAAAAAAAAAAAAAAAAACGAAGCUGUUGACACUAUUAAUAUUUUGGAUGACUUAAAUGUAGCAGCUCUAGAAUGCAAAGGGUAUAUUAAGGAGCAUUACAAUAGCGGACCUUCAUUGUCAGCUUUUAUUCAAUUAAGAGCUCCAAAAAUGCAGAAAUUAUGGGUUAACUUCUAAGAAUACAAUCAAAUCCUUGUGAAUUCUGGUUGCCAACAGUAAUAACCAGUAAUGGGCACCUUUACUGGACAGCUCCUUUACCGUAACAAGUAGCGGGCAGUUUUGCGGUCAGCACUUACUGCAAGGGUGGUCUCUGUUUCUUCACCAAAGAGAGAUUUUCCUGUGUAAUUUGUGCCAUUUCCCUGAAGUUGGUUCCUGAGCAGAAAGAUGUGCUUAGUAACCAGACAGCAGCUUUACAUAGGUUAUAGAUUUUGGUCACUGAUGCUGUUAAGAAUUAUUUCCAUACCUGUUCAGGGCUCCAGACAGCCAGUAGCCUUCAUCCCACAGUUUGGGCUUCAGCUAUUAACACAUAAAGAUAACCAGUUGCAGCUGGGCGUGGCGGCUCACGCCUGUAAUCCCAGCACUUUGGGAGGCCAAGGCAGGUGGAUCACCUGAGGUCAGGAGUCUGAGACGGGCCUGGCCAACAUGGUGAAACUCCGUCUCUACUGAAAAUUUAAAAAUUAGCUGGGCGUGGUGGUGCAUGCCUGUAAUUCCAGCUACUCAGGAGGCUGAGGCAGGAGAAUCGCUUGAACCUGGGAAGCGGAGGUUGCAGUGAGAUCACGCCAUUGCUUGCCCUCCAGCCUGGGCAACAGGAGCGAAACUCCAUCUCAAAAAAAAAAGAUAACCAGUUGCUUGGCAAAGGAAGCUGGAGAGAUGGUGAGUGCAUGUGUUAAAACUCUUCUGCCUUGCAACCCACAUCUUCUAGAGCUCCCUGUCUCCAUAUGCACUAAAGGGAGACACAACCCUGUGUGUUUUUCCCAAAGCAUGUCUCUAGCAAGAGGGUACAUAGAAAUGGAAUACAAGGCUUUGUGCCACUGAUUUUAUGAUAACCAGUUAAUGUGGAAUUUGCUGGUUGUCUUACUACAGCUUUCUAUCUCCAGUGAAAGCCAUAAAAAUUUAGGUUAACUGUCAAGCUCAUGUCUAUAUAUAUAUAUAUAUAUAUGUAAGCUAGCAUAUACAUAUGGUGAUUGACAAAUAUAGUUAAUUUUAUAUAGAUUUAAAAGCAAGGGAUUUUUAUAUCUACAGACGUACUCUUCACUUAUGGUGGCUUUUAUCCUGUCACAUAUAUAAAUAAAUAUAUAUAUAUAUAGCAAACAGCCUUGCAAAUCAUCGGCCAGAAAAGCUGCAGGGCAUUGCAGUGGCCUUUUCCUACCUGUUUGCCACCUGUGGUGAGGGUAAGCAGGAUGAUUGAACUGCUGCAUAUUUCAAACCUGUUAUCACUGGCAGUGUGUCCCAAGAGAAGCUGGCCAGAUUAUACAUUCUACUGUUCUCUAGCACAAAUACCAAAAAGCCCAAAUUUCCCCUUUGGAUUUGGUGACUUAGUGUAGUCUGUGGCUGACCUAGAAAGACACAGAGUUAUCAAGAGUUUCCCUUCCUAGAAGAUGAAUGUUACCUUUUGUGUUAGGAGGUACAGAAAAUAAAAGCUUUUUUUUUUUUUCUUGAAUUGCUAAUUCCUCUUAACAAAGUAAAUUCAAAGCCUGUCCUUGAGAACUGGAAAUGUAAAAUAAUGGUUCAAGUUUUACACCUUAGUGGUUCCUCGGUAGGUGUUACUAGGAGUUCAUUGAAUGAACUUAGGAGUGAACCUUCGAUGUGCUUGAUUUUCUUUUGUGCCUUAGUUUCUCUGAAUAGCAGAGGCAUCAAAUUUUGGUGGGGAAUGAGAAGAUUAGGGGAAGUUUGAAAAUAGCUCUCCUGGAGAUGGAGGGCACACAGAGUGGUCCUCAGGCUCACCUUGACUGAGUUGAUUUCACAAUUAUCCUGCAUCAGAUCAUUAGAUUUCCACAGUGCUAGGAUUAUAAUAGGGAUUUUUGCAUCACCAAAAACAGUUUUUAGAUGUUUCUUUGUUGUACUAUCAGUGUUGUGCUGGUUAAGGGAGAGAAAAGUUCAAGAAAAUCUUACAUAUUUGAAAGGAAAUUGGUUCCUUUUGAAGGCUAUGCAACAUGAGUCUUUGAACAAGAAUUCCUUGCUACUUUGAUUCAUUCAUCAAAUAUUGAGUGCCUAUGUGUGAGGCACCGGUGAACUCUGGGGAUUCAGGGGUAAGUAAAACAGAUUGGAACCCUACCCUUGUGAAGCUUUCAGUCUAGAAAGGAGACGUGAAACAAAUUUUAGCUUCAAAAGCAACAUCUAUUUUUGCUGUUAGCGUGCAUUUAUUUUAAAAGAGUUAUUUGGUUCUGCUUCAGAGCAGACUGGGAAAAUCAGGCUUACAAUGGAAUCAGAUGCUGUGGGUCUAAAACAGCUCUUUAAAAAUACACAUUUUUUAGGCCAGGCACGGUGGCUCACACCUGUAAUCCCGGCACUUUGGGAGGCCAAGGUGGGUGGAUCAUGAGGUCAGGAGUUCAAGACCAGCCUGGCCAAUAUGGUGAAAUCUUAUCUCUACUAAAAAUAAAAAAUCAGUUGGGCAUGGUGGCACAUGCCUGUAGUCCCAGCUACUCAGGAAACUGAGGCAGAAGAAUCGCUUGAACCCAGGAAGCGGAGGUUGCAGUGAGCCAAGAUCACGCCACUGGACUCUAGCCUGGGCAAGAGUGAGACUCCGUCUCAAAAAAAAAAAAAACAAAAAACUUUUUUAAAAAAUGGAAUCAGAGAAACCAACAAAAAAAUGUAACAUGUAUAAAUGCCUGAGGAGAUCAGUUAUUGAGAAAUCCAUUUACAACGCUGGAGGAGAGGGGGGUGGCCAGGAAAGAAGUGCAACAAAUGAAUGGAAGAUGACCCUAAAAAUGCGCCAGUGACAGUCAGUCAAUCCAUCAGACCGCCUCACAUGCAGGGUAGAAACAUGGGAGUAUGCUGCAGCAGCAUCCUCGCAUCCCUUUGUGAGCACUGCUGCUCCGGAACACUGACCAUCUGGGCUAGCACGACUUAGCAGAGGGUUCUGCAGGAUGUGCUAUUUUAAAGCAGCUGGGUGCAACUUGUGAAAACGGGAAUCUAGAGCAGAACAUGUAACCAGCAAUGGCUGGGAUUGGUGGACAGGAUUGACGGGAGCAUUUGAGGCUCUACCAGGCCUGUCUACAAGACAGCUUCGUCGAAGGCACAUUUUUUAACCUGUUAAAUAAAUGCCACAUAUAUGUUGUAAUCCUGAAGCAUACAGGUAGAAUUUCUGGAUCAUAACUAGUGACUCCUGAGGUUUACAGUUAAAAAAUGUUCUCAAAAGUUUAUCCGUUAUGUAUUGAUGAUUGGUAAUCUAGACCCUCUGGAGGCUGCAGAACGUGAAAGGAUCCAGCUGACAAGUUUCAGGGCACUGUCUUCUGGAGUGAAAUCUGCUAAGAAAACGGUUCAAGGGCAUGGGAGUUAGAGAGUGUUUCUUUUACCUAAAAACGUUAAGCCAGCUAUGGAUUAUUGGGGCCGUGGCGGCAUGAAAUACAAAAUUAUUAUAAUUUAUACAGAACUAGGUUUCUUUAUGUUCUGUAGGAAGGUUUUCAUUAGCUGAUUUGGGAAGGAGGGCAUGCUGCAGUAUUUUUUUUUCCUAGGAACAUGCAUUUCUGAUGGGAAGUUAAUUUUGUUUACAAGAGUUAGUUUUACACACAACCCUGAAUGAAUGUGUCUGUGGCCUAAAAAUGGUAGACCUGUAUUUCCUGCCAGAGGCAGGCAGAUUUGUUUCCUGAUUCCUUCUGUCUGAGAUGACCUGAUGCUGACCAGACUUGUUUUUCCUUUCCUCAAUCUUCACAGCUUUCUGAGUUUAUGCCACCCAUCCAAGACCUUCCCAUUUGAAUGACUAGAUUUCCAUUCUAUCCCCGAUCAUCCUUUUGAAAUAGUUCUAGUGAUAAAUUCAAAGAAAUUCAAUAUAUUGAUUGAAUUUUAUUUUUUUGCUUUGUAUCUACAACAAAAAUUGAUUUGUUCAUUUUUAUUCCAAAUCUCAUCUUCAUGGCAAGUUGGGCUAAUGGACUUUGCACUCGAGAAAGGUUUGUUUACCAGUUUUGUAGCCAUGUUUGGCAAAUCUUAGCAAAUAGAAACCCCGUCUUUUCUUUUCCUUCUUUAUAUGUUCUUGCAGUUACUCUUAUCUUGCAAGAUUUUCUGACUUCUUUAAGCUUUGAGACUACUGCAUCUUAAAAGAAGAACUAGGCUGACUGGCAGAAAGUCUUGCCGGUGGCCCUGUCACUCCCAUGAUGCUUUGGUUUUGAGAGUUGGGAAAACUCUGAGAACUUUAAGGGAACCAAACUCAGGAAUCCCAAAAUUGGUGGCAUUGUGCCAUUCGUUUAGGGGCUGAACAUAGGACCUGUCUGAAACUGAGUGAACUAGAUGCAUUUGGGUUUGAAUUUUUGUCACAUACUGAAAUGUAAGUCAGCCCUAAAUAAAACACUUUAUUUUAUUUUUCUUUUUUUAAAUAGGAACUUUCUGAAGAAAAAGUGGUGUGUAAAACAUUUGAUAUUUAAGACAAUAAAGUUUUUAUCAUAAGA
Messenger RNA from Macaca mulatta (Rhesus monkey), 10679 nucleotides. RefSeq names its product DDI proteasomal shuttling factor 2 (gene DDI2). Lineage: Eukaryota; Metazoa; Chordata; Mammalia; Primates; Cercopithecidae. Gene Ontology annotation, molecular function: aspartic-type endopeptidase activity; protein binding. The record is from RefSeq and is a predicted model, not a curated record. Gene Ontology annotation, biological process: proteolysis.